Adelges cooleyi (spruce gall adelgid) is the source of this 1288-nucleotide messenger RNA. RefSeq lists its product as uncharacterized. Lineage: Eukaryota; Metazoa; Arthropoda; Insecta; Hemiptera; Adelgidae. The transcript has 4 exons. Gene Ontology annotation, cellular component: nucleus. Gene Ontology annotation, molecular function: DNA binding; ubiquitin-like protein ligase binding; protein tag activity. Bases 1 to 1152 code for a protein of 383 amino acids. The record is from RefSeq and is a predicted model, not a curated record. Gene Ontology annotation, biological process: protein sumoylation.
AUGAGUUUCGACGCUGUUAAAUUAAUUAACGAAGUUAAACGUCGCCGUUCGUUAUGGGAUACAUCGCACUGCGAUUAUGCCAACAAAAUCAUUACACAAGACAGCUGGAACGGUGUUUGUCGAAAUUUCAAGGAAGGAUUUGACUCAAUGGAGACAAAGGAGAAUGAUAAAUAUUUGCAAUAUCUUCAACGAAAAUGGAAAAACCUUAAAAUAUCAUAUGCCCGUGAACAGUCUAAAAGAAUGACAUUGAAAUCAGGAUCAGGCAGUAAACCAUGGACAACUUAUAUGUAUUACAAUCAAUUGUCAUUUCUUUCAACUUGUGUUAGAAAUAAACAAACUACAUCAAACUUAAAUGACAAUGAUGCCGAACCAACCAUAAAAAAUGAAGAUAACGAUAGUAUGAAUGAUUCAGGCGAAGAACACAGUUAUAAAGAAACGAUCACGCGAUCAAGAUCAUCUAAAAAGCAAAAAACACAACCUAAAGAUACAGAAGGUCAACUGUUUCUACCUUUACAAAAAAGCGUAGAAGAAGAUCCUGACCGUUUGUUUUUGUUAUCCCUUAUCGAUGAUUUUAAACAAGUACCCGAGGAUAAGAAAUUGGACGUGAAACUUAGCAUCAUGCGAAUCAUUUCUAAUGCAAAACAAUCUCUACAACCAAAUAACAGCCAGAAUUUGACACAACAGAAAACGCCAUUUUCAGUUGUUUCAAAUGUUGAUACUCAGUGUCAAUUAGAUCCUUCAUAUAAUGUCCAUUCACCGACACGUGAUCAAAAUCCCUGUUCUGGCGUUUAUCAAUCACAAAAUCAUCAAAAAAACGAUCAACCUAAACGUUUUCAAACUCCAACCUCUACUCCGAGUGAAAAUAUUCCUAUUCAUUCAGAUUUGGAUGCAUCUCAAUCACGCUCUUCAAGUUUGAAUGCUCCUGAACUUAUUUACCUAAAAGUACUGGGACAAGAUAACACUGUUGUUCAAUUUAAAAUUAAGAAACGCUCUCCUUUAACGAAAUUGAUGAAUGCUUAUUGCGAAAGAACUGGACUUGCUAUAGCCACAGUCAUAUUCAAGUUUGGUGAUAAAGUUAUUAGUGAAUCAGAUACUCCUUUGUCGUUAGAGAUGGAAGAAGGACAAACAAUAGAGCAAUUCAUUAAACAAUAAGGUUGAUAGUUAUACUCUUAUUGCAAAGUCGUUGCUUUACGCUAUGGAUGAAACAAUCAUUAUUCGAUUUAUUUGUUUGUGCUAAAUUAAAAUUAGCCCUCUCAAUUGAUCCAGUAUCCGAGAAAAAAUGUUAAAG